This is a messenger RNA of Aedes aegypti (yellow fever mosquito), 5740 nucleotides long. RefSeq names its product mucin-5AC. The coding region runs from base 1604 to 5353 and encodes 1249 amino acids. NCBI's taxonomy places the organism in Eukaryota, Metazoa, Arthropoda, Insecta, Diptera, Culicidae. The transcript is spliced from 3 exons. The record is from RefSeq and is a predicted model, not a curated record.
AUUAACUAAUGUAUUUCGUAAUAUGAAACGUAAGUGAAGAUAAAUGACUAGUACUACAACUGCCACUAGUAUUCGAAAAAAUCCUAACAUUUACCCCAAUCCAGUUAAAAAUGCAUCUCAAUCCUCCGUAUACGACUUUUGAAUGAAUGUUUAUGUUAAUAUGAGCUUAAAGUUGAUUUUUGUUUAUGUUGAAGCCAUUUGGAAUUUUGUCAGGAAAUUUUGAUUUCUGACCCACAGUGUGAAGACGGAGCACACCGCAGAUCUCCGUUUGGUACUUUCUCUCGGUGCGGGCGCUCCGAUGCUAAUUUCUCCCUCAAUGUGCACGCCGUGCUUGGCGUUGUUAUUGACUUGGAGAAAGAGCGACAUUCGGGGCUCCUCCAAGAGAUCGUGGCUUGGGAGUUGCGUGGAGUCUUUAUGGUUGUUAAGAUGUUUGGUAACCAGAUCUUCCAAAUUUGGGCGACCCGCCAUUCAGUCUUGCUGUGGCGGUUGUAUUCGCGAGUUCAAUAGAGUAUACUUGAUAAUAACGAUCGUAACGAAAAUCGGUUUGAGGUUUUUUUCGUAACGAAGUGGAAUUCCAGCGUUGCGGGAAUGUAGAAGAUCGCGAUAGGAAAAAGGAUAACAAUGGAAGGAUAUUUCUACCUGACUACCGGUUGGACCUGAUUCGGAACAUCCUUAGGCGGCAGGGACAAAGGCAAUGCAUUGUGCUGACUUCUUGGGAGAAUCGACUUGAAAUUGGUUGUUUUGUGAAGUUUUCGUCGAAUCGUUACAGCUAUCAUUAAGUUGAUGGAAGAGUCGUAAAAUACAAAACACCAUUGUGAGAAUUCUUAAAAAAAAAAUCAGUGAAGAGAGGACGAAGCAUAGAAGUAAGGGAAACCAAAGACGAGUGUGGAGUGGAACGAAUGGAAUGAUUUUGAACAACGAGAAAUAGAUUACUAUGGACUUAUCAUAGUACCAUCAUCUAUGCUCGUGUGGUCUCAUCUCAUCCAAAGGGAUUUUAGUUCAUUCGAAGACAGAAGUAAAAGUGAUUGAGGUACAUCUCUGCCUUGGCAGUUAAUAGGGCAUCAGUAGGAAUCGGAAACUGUCGGUGUAAGAUUGUGUUCGGUUGUGGGGUGACAUUUGAAUUAAAAUUAGUUAUUUCCUCUGGAAUCAAACUAGUAAAUAUAGAGCGAGUGAUCAUCUGAUGUUGACGAAUAUGAACAUCAGAUGCCCUGAUUAUUACAAAAAAAACAGCACUGCGAAAAGAGAAGUGUAACAACACAAGUGCAAGUGAAGUAAACCACUUACCAUCGAAGGUAUGCGUGAUCCUUCGACUCUGAAGCAAAUCGAAUUGUGGUAAAAUCAAGAGGAAGAAAAUCCUUAAGCAAUGUAGUGAAAGUGGAAGUUUUAAAGCCUUCGCGUUCGUUUAAAAAUCGAGAUUAUUGUGUAACCUUCCGUCGGACGGCAGAAAAAAACGCGAAGAGAAAAUACACAGUUUGUUACAUCCAAGGAUACUCAAUAUCGGCGUAAAGCAGAUUCUUGAAGCUGAGAGUGGUUCGGUAUCGUUGCCUUCACAUUUUGCUGAUCUGAACAUUUUGCGGCGCCGUGAGCGGAGAAAAUCAUCAAAAUGAAGAAUGUGUGGCGAAUAUUUCUUCUGCUGAUGAUUUUAAAUGACCUGAGUUUAAUUAGCUCGGAGCCACAGUAUCAGCAGCAGCAAAAUCAACUUCAACCACAGGGAAAUUUCGACAACAAUGUGAAUAACAACGUGAACAACAAUAACUAUUAUGGGCCUCAACAGCAACCUCAACAACAGCAACCACCACCAUAUCAGUAUCGACCUCCCCCUCCUCCAACAACAGCUGCUCCAACGUUCUUCCAGAGAAUCACAAGCUGGUUCAACUUUUUUGGAGAUGAUAGUGGUGAUAGGCGUCCAUUGCCACCUAGAAAGCCACCAGCUCCGAAUCCCCAACCUCCUCCUCUUUCUCCUCCUCCUCAACAACAAUUUCAACCACAACAACAACAGCCAUUCCAACCUCAGCAGCAACUCCAGCCCCAACCAAAUUCGCAGUUUGUCCAGUUUCCACAACCGCAACAAAAUGAACCGUUUCAAAACGGCAGUAGGAUUGGCAUAGUGAAUACGAACUAUGGUCCACCAGGCUUUAAUAAUCCACAGUUGAAUGGAGGAUUUCAACCAAUUGUACAACAAAACAACAACCAUCAAACAAGUGGCAGUAAUUACCAUCCGGUGGCAAACGUAGUGUCUCCGAAUAAUAACGUCCAAGGUCCUGGUUAUCACUAUCCACCACCUCAACAGGUAGUACAACAGCCACAGAAACCUUAUGUUCCAUCGACAUUGCAACAGCAGAUCGUUGGAUCUCAACAGGAUCCGAGAAUACUAAAGCCUUCGCAACCGUAUCAUCAGAACAAUCAGUAUCGUGAUCCUGAACCCACGUCCAUUUCUCCUGGAGCAGUUCCAGUUCCGGGAAUUCAGAACCCAAAUGGUUUCCAAGAUUUUGACUAUCAUCCAUGCAACAAUGUGCCAUGGGUUCCAUUAGAACCGCCUCCUGGACAACUCCCAGUUACGCAAGUGCCUCCAAAUGCUAUCCCUGAGAUCACAUCCCCUACCAAACGUCCUAUAAAACUUGAAAUCAGACCCAAAGGUCAAGUUCACUCAGUAUCUCAUUACCCACCAUCCAUCCAAAAUCACGAACCAGUAAUCAUCACAGCUGCUCCUCCACCGCAGCAACUGAUUCAGCUGCAACUUCAGCAACAACAGCAACAGCUGCAAAAUCUUCAGUUACAACAGCUACAGCUGCAGCAACAACAACUUCAGCAACAACUCCAGCAGCUUCAGGUUAGUACUACAGCAGAGCCAUCGUUACCUCCAACGACAACGACUCCAUUCAUACAAACGGCAGCCCCAACGGCUGCUCAUUUUGUGACUCGAAAACCUGACUCACCACAACCAAGCAUAGCUCCGAUUACUUUCCGACAAGUCUCAGCAUCGUACUUCACCAACAAAGACUACCAUCCUCCAGCCAAAAUUUUACCAAUUCAGGACGAAGGAAAACCGCACGCUUCAAUCACCCUUCCAAACUUGAGCGCUUCACCAGUGCCUCCUCUCUAUACAGCGACUUCUUUCCACUCGGACCCGUACAAGUUUUACCGACCAUACAAACCACGUGAUAAUUUCAUAGAGCUUGGCUAUGGCUACCCACAAUCACUGCAAUCUAUGUCGGACAGUUACACGCGUUAUAACAGACCUCCGUACUCUGGAAACAGGCCUAACCACUCAAUUUUCGAUGUUGAACAGGUCGCUUCAUCAUCCUCCACCGUUUACACGACGGUAGCAUACUCGAACGAUGAUUCCAAACCUGCGGCUUCUGAACACCGGAACGUAACUAUCAGCGGUACAAACCAACUGUCUGCCGAAGAUGAAGAUUAUUCUUCGGAAGAAGACGACGAACAAAUCAGUGGAGUAACAGUCACCUUCCCGGUGGAGGUAACUAGUGUCGUGCCGAAAACCCGCUACUAUUCCUCAAGAACGACCACCACUGAAAGACCUACCACGUUCCCAUCUUCACUACCUCCACCAACAGAUCCAGGGGAACUAGGAAACGGACUUCAAAUAAUCUACUCUGCCAAUCUACAUACCAGUUCACCAGUUAAAAAUAAACACUAUCAAAGACAACUACCCGAUUCUGAACUUGACCAUCCUGAUUUACGUCCUCCGGAGAGCUUAUUUAAUAACCUUCUCAGCGAAGAAGAAGACUCUGUAGCCAAAGAAACUGUCCCUACCACGAUAUCAACUCACGCUCCACCAACCAGACCGGUUUCUAGCAUACUGACUACACUUAAAGUUACAGCCAACCGUCCAACACUCUUCCAACUUUACAGAACUACUGAAGUUCCUACCACAGAAAACACGACUCCGAUUCCUCGAACGGUGACCACCGUUCCUCCAACUGCAUCAUCUCAUUUAUCCUCAAUGACAGCUGCAAUCGGCGGUCAUAUCAACACUGCAGCAACCAAAAAACCAAAGCAAAUCCAGAUCAUCAUACCCUACAGUACGUACAAAAAGCCAGAGCCAUUCAAACCCAAAGACCGAGAUGAAAUAGAUCACGCCUCGGCAGCAUCCAACAUCGUGACGUCUACCUCAGGAACUUCCACCACGACCGCCCCGACCAAGUCCCACUUUGUUACCCGUGAAUCCAUGAAGUUCUUCCAUUCCUCCACUAACAUUAAGGACAUCCUUCGCAAGGAAACCACUCGUCCCUUCUCUCGUCCACCAACAACCGUCCCGGAAAAACCCACCAAACUCAAGAAAGUCGAACCGGUAAAAGUCUCCAAAGAUUCCAAGCCCUUCACCCCGCCUCGCGUCCCUAAGAUGACCCCAAUGCCUCCGGUAUUCAACCUCACUGGACUAUCCGCUGACCAACGGCUAGAACGCACAACAACGCUCCCACCUCGAACCUUCCGACCAACAAUCAUCAUGGCGCACCCCUCCCGCUUCACGCCAAACUACAUCAACAUCACCCGAAUGCGACCUGUACCAACCACCCACACCUAUCCCCCACGAACCACCAUUUCCCAGCUACUCCGUACCACCAAAAUCCAUACCAAACCUCCGAAACCUCACGACGACCAAGAAAACCCAUCCCGAUCGCUCCCGCCCAUUGUCUACCGACGGACUACGGUACCCACCACUACCACGACAACCGAACGACUCGACACCACUCCAAUCCCCAUCUACGAACGCAACGAGUGGGACAUUGACCCGCUGCUCCUUCAGCGACGAAUCGACACCUGGACCGAGCAGCAAUACGCCAGCGAAGAUUACCUCUUCAAGUCCAGCACCAUACCGCUGCACCGCGUUACCAAAGCCAUCCCUUGGGAGUUCCUCACGACCACUAUGCUGCCGUCGUUGCGGGACCGUACCAAGGGGCGGGACACCUGGCGCAACGUCAAAAUUGCCAUCUCGCCGCACACCAAGGAGAAGGUGUACGUGGUGACUCCGCAACCGUGGACGGCCAUCAUCAACCAGGAAACGGUUUCGUCGCCGAGGUUCUCGAUUCGGCCGACACCAUUCUACCAGAAGGCUGGGUUCAGCACCAUCAGCGUCAGUCGAAGUAGGGGCAGCAGCAGCAGCAUCAGCAGCAGUAGUAGAGGUGGUAGUAGUAGCACAGGAUCGACUGUGGAUGUUUCACCGGAAUCAGUGAACGAUCUGGUGGAACACAAAUCGAAACUGCACCGAGCAACGCUAAGUUUGGCCAAGCUGAAGCACCGAAAGUACGUCCGACAGAAAACUUUUACCCGGGCGCCAUUUCAGCCCACUUCAUCUAGAUCCGGCAGCAGCAUCAACUACGAAUCGGCGUGAUGCCCCUCAACAAGACUAUUAGCUACUUUUAGGCAACAGCAGCAAUAUCCGAACAGCCAAAGCCAACUCCAGAAUCAUUCAAUUCCGCAUAUUGUGUAGAGAUAGACGUAGGUUACGAAACGGGGGAAGCGUGCGAUAGACAGUGAGGUGGUCCAUUUUUGUAUGAAAAAUUUUAUUUGUGAAAACCUUGAGUUACAACCCCCAUUUUUUUGUGUUUCUCAAUGUUGAUUCCACCGUUAGCGCUAUCCUGUAUGUGAGAUGUGACGCUAGCGGAUGAGUGUAGAAAAAUCAAUUGACUGCUGACCAUGGAAGAGAAACGAACGUCGCGAGCAGUGCUGCUCAGACUCAUUUCCCCGAAAAUAACAUUUUCCGAACUCCGAAGCCACG